AUGAAGGAGCAACUAGCGAUGGUUCGCAAGGCUUCAAAAGUCGACACAUAUACAACUGAAAUCUCGUUAUGGAUCUAUCCGCUGGGUGGAAAGGCUGCCAAACGGGUGCAGACAUUACCUCUUCAUCGGAUCUGGAAGGGAAGUGAAUUGGCGAAAGAUGUUCUUGAGUUUGCCAAGGCCGAGUUGAAGAAGGCUCACAACAAUGUAAUCUUGGCACAGCAGUCAACUCCCAUUCCGUUGAAUUUUGCAGAUGUACAAUUCGGACUCUCGGCGAACAAAACUGUUCACCACUUUGAACCCACUGAAACUCACUUAGUCGGAACAGUGGAUGCGAUGUUCGAAAGCUUGAAGCUUGACUCAAAACUCAGUGCGAGCGAUGUGAAGGAGAGACAAAUGCCUCUUUGA
Laccaria bicolor S238N-H82 is the source of this 405-nucleotide messenger RNA. RefSeq lists its product as uncharacterized. The coding region runs from base 1 to 405 and encodes 134 amino acids. The record is from RefSeq and is a predicted model, not a curated record. NCBI's taxonomy places the organism in Eukaryota, Fungi, Basidiomycota, Agaricomycetes, Agaricales, Hydnangiaceae. The transcript has 3 exons.